AGCGACCGGACUAGUUUCCUGUGACGACUUCCGGUAUAAGCAGUCGCAUGUCUUAUUCGUUUUUUGGUGUUUUAAUAUAGCUGGAUCGCUACAUCACGUUUCACCCGAUCGGUCUGUGGUUUUGGUUAGUCACGGACAAAGCGGUCGAGCUAUGAAUCCUGCGUUUAGAAAGUUGUCGGCGUUUGUGUGUAAUGAAGCUCUCACAGCUUGUCGAGCCCCUCUAUCCAUUCGGCAUCCUGUCUGUGGCACUGCUGUUGUAAACAAGAGGCAAUACAAAGGCAUGCCAACACAUGGUAUGGGGAGGUGGCGUCAUCUUCUACCUAGAGAAGCGCCAAAGAAAAAGAAAGACAAACUCCAGAUGAAACGGAUCAAUGCAGCCACAGAGACAGCGUACGGGACUCUGAAUGUCAGCGUGUCAGGUUAUGACAUGACAGUGGUGGAGCACUACUCCCAGUACAUCCACAACCUCUGUAACCGGCUCGGCAUCAGUGUGGCAGAGAGCUAUGCUUUGCCAACAAAGACCACAGAGGUUAUGGUGAUGCAAGAGCAAGGGACCAAAAUGUACGUGGAUGCCAUCCUCAAGACUCACGAACGCGUUGUCCAGUUGAGUAGUCUGGACACCACAAUGUGUCCAGUUCUCAUAGAUGUUCUUCUAAAGAAUCAACCUGAGGGAGUUCAGCUCUCUGUGAAGGAGCACACAGAAGCUGAUUUCCAUGCGCGUUUCAAAGCGCGUCCGGAGAUGGAGGGGCUGAUUGCUCAGAUAAACCAAUAUUGAAUGGGACUUUCUCAAACUUGAUGUGGGACACAUUGCUGGCAGGGAAUUCAUGUUUGUAUAUUUAUUAACAUGGGAUUCCUUGAAAUGCAAAUAAAGAUGGUCAUUUAAAUAAC
Messenger RNA from Betta splendens (Siamese fighting fish), 888 nucleotides. It is a transcript of the gene mrpl48, whose product is annotated as mitochondrial ribosomal protein L48. Bases 152 to 775 code for a protein of 207 amino acids. The transcript has 8 exons. The record is from RefSeq and is a predicted model, not a curated record. NCBI's taxonomy places the organism in Eukaryota, Metazoa, Chordata, Actinopteri, Anabantiformes, Osphronemidae. Gene Ontology annotation, cellular component: mitochondrial ribosome.